Messenger RNA from Paramecium octaurelia, 1361 nucleotides. Lineage: Eukaryota; Ciliophora; Oligohymenophorea; Peniculida; Parameciidae. The record is from the annotation of a GenBank genome assembly.
AUGACGCAAAACUAAUUAAAAAUGCUGCUUUGCGUAUUUUAAGUAGCUUUUGUAUCAGCUGGACUCUAUUUCUAUAUAUUCUGGAAGAAAUUAGAUGAUGUAAAGAUUACAUUGAUAAUAUUCAGAAACCUUAUUAUGAAUAGUUGGCUUUUGUGUACGGGCUAAUUUUAGGAUUCACAGAAUUAUUGGUUGCAAUAAUUUUAUUCAUUCUAAUGAAAACCCAUGUUCAAAUCACGUCCCUGGGAAUGAUUGGUCGUUACAUACGAUAGAACUGCUACAAGGAAUAUUAUGCUCUGAUAAUAAUUAAUUUAGUAUAGAAUUUGAUAAUUUAGGCAUUUCUGAUAACCUUCAAUAUUAUUACAAUAGUGGACUCAGAAUCUGUAAGUUUCAAAAAUAUCUAAUCCCUCCAUUUCGUAGCUGCCUACUAUAUUCAAGCAGUUCUCUUUGCAAUGUUUUCAAAUGACUUGCUAAAGAGAAGAGCCUUGAUUCCGAACGAAUUUAUGUUCGAAAGAGAGGGAAUCUUCCGAUGCGCAUAUGAAGUUCUCUAUUACGUCGUGUGCCUAUUCGUAGUCUUAAGUAGAUAUACACAUAUCAAAAUGUUAGGUUACUUUUUGGUUACCCAUUUCGAGAAAUUACCUGAACCAAAUCAAACCUUGUGUCAAUUAAUCAUAUUCACCUUGCUCUACCAAUUCUAUUCAAUAACUAAGUUGGGUAUCUUGAUAAAAAUAUUUUUGAUAAUCACAACUACCAGACUGCUCUACUCGGCAGCAAACUCAAUUAACAAUUUCUAGGAUGAUUCUUAGAAAGGGUCUCAGAUCACUUUGAUAGUGAUCACAAUUAUAUUUUUAAUAAGAAUGGUGCAACAAUGUUUAAUAGGUGUAAUAAGAGCAAGAGAGGAAUACUUAAAUUAGACUUAACAUCAACCACCCGAUAUUCUGAGCGCGUUGAAUUUAUUACCGCCCAGAGAUCCCUACAUAAGACAGUCAGCUUAAAUAAUCAGUGAGGAGUAAAUUGAGAUGUUGCCCGUCUAAAAGUUUAAGAUGGAAUAUGAAUUUGUGUGUUCGAUAUGUGACAUGAAUCUUCUAAAGAAUGAGAUGGUGAUGAAACUGAAUUGCUCUCAUAUUUUCCAUUCAGAAUGUUUGAAGCCAUGGAUUAGAAUCAAGAACUCUUGUCCGAAUUGCAGACAGCAAAUACUUAGUUAAUUCACUCAAUAAAAUUAGCAUGAGGAGAUUCCUCAACAUUUACAGCAUUAAAUUUUACGCAUUCAAGCAGAAGUCCCACCUCCAAUAAACGAAAUCAAUUAACAAUAACAAAUAUCUGAGUUACCUCCCCAAAGACAGAUGGAAAUACAAGAAUGAAUG